Molecule: messenger RNA, 1735 nt
Organism: Asterias rubens (European starfish)
Lineage: Eukaryota; Metazoa; Echinodermata; Asteroidea; Forcipulatida; Asteriidae
Product: splicing factor 3B subunit 6-like
Exons: 4
Coding region: 7-384 (125 amino acids)
Cellular component (GO): cytoplasm; nucleus; ribonucleoprotein complex
Molecular function (GO): mRNA binding
Source: RefSeq, a predicted model, not a curated record
UUCAAGAUGGCGAUGCAAGCAGCCCGUCGACAGAAUGUGAGAUUACCGCCAGAAGUUAACCGCAUUCUGUACAUCCGUAAUCUCCCAUACAAGAUCACUGCAGAGGAGAUGUAUGAUAUAUUUGGGAAGUAUGGCGCAAUAAGACAGAUCAGAGUUGGUACCAACCCAGACACCAAAGGAACAGCAUAUGUUGUGUAUGAAGACAUCUUUGAUGCUAAGAAUGCAUGCGAUCAUCUCUCAGGUUUCAAUGUCUGUGGCCGGUACCUCGUUGUCCUGUACUACCAACCUAACAGAGCGUUCAAGAAGCUCGACCAGGCCAAGAAACAAGCGGAACUGGACAAGAUGAAAGCAAAAUAUGGACUAAGUACGCCGGAAAUGAAGUAGCAGACUACAAACCCCAGAAACUUUUCAAUUUGUAUAAAUAUGUACAUUCAGCAAGAUGUUGAUAGUGCAAAGACCUGCUGCGAGUCGGAACAGCUCUCAUUUAUGGCAACAAACUGCCAAUGGAUGAUAGGGACUAUAUAAACUGCUCAUGGGGCUAGCACUUCGCUGCAAUUUGGCAACAGUUGUUACCAGACCAUGGUUGUCCCAAUUAUAAAGUAGGUCCCACGCAGUGACCAACUAUGGCUUCAGCAUUGGGUACCAGGAUUUAUGGAUGGACACCUUGACAUGCCCGAUGUGCUUCUUACUUCCUAUUGAUGACGGAUUUGUGAAACGUUAAACCUCCACCAUCCUGCGCUCAUAGGUCAUCAAAUUUGUUUAAUUCAUUGUUUUUUUAGUUUUUUUUUAAGGAGUUGCUGGCCCUUAUUGGAAGUAGAGACGAAUCUUUACUGAAAUGUGUUGGUUUUGAUUGGAUGUCUUUCUCUUUCAUAGAGAUUGACGAAUAUUGAAGGUAUUUCUUAUGCUCUUGGUAAGGCUUUGGUUUCUUAAAGUAAACAAAUCAAGUAAUUUUUAACCCUUUUACGGACCAUUCACUUGAGUAUAAUCAUCACAAAACGCCCAGACAUAUCAAAUUUCGAGAGUGAAAAUGACAAUCAGAUAUAACAUCAAACAUAAAAAGUAGUUUUGUUUUAGAAAUUUGGAUGCUAUGUUAACAUACUACAUUAAGAUAAUUUCAUAUCCGGAUAUGACCUUUACUUUGACCUCUUUAUGUAAACAGAAGUAGGCCAAACCUUGUGGGCGUCUUGAUACAAGCCACUUAAGGCUGCUUUGGUCACGAAAGGGUUUAUGAAGAUUAAAGAAGAAACAGAAGGAGGGAGACUUAGUAACUUAGUAGUUUUGUGUUUAGAAAUUGGGAUACUAUGUUAACAUGCUAGAUUAGAUAAUUUCAUAUCUUUUACUUUGACCUCUUUAUGUGACCAGAAGUAGGCCAAACCUUGGGGGCGUUUUGAUACAAGCCGCUUGUUUGUGGCUGCUAUGGUCUCUAUUAAAAGGUUAAAGAAGAAACGGAAGGAGGGAGACUUAGUAACAUACCUAAAAGUUGCCAGAAGCAGUUGACUAGUCCAGUUCUUGUAAGACCGACACCGAAGUAUGAAAGUAGACCUCCUGGCAUGAUGUUACUCGAGCUCCGGAGCAGGGCCUUAAUAGCUGUGCAUUUCCAUUGUUGAAUCGGCGUUUUACCUGUAGUGUAAAUGACAGUGGGAUGUUUAUCAGAUGGUUUUAUUGAUUUAAUUUCUCGUUGGAAGUGUAACAUGUUGACUAAGAAAAACUUUGUAAUAAAAUUUUUAAAAGCUUA